This is a messenger RNA of Babesia ovata, 2895 nucleotides long. Its product is annotated as WD G-beta repeat containing protein. Gene Ontology annotation, cellular component: small-subunit processome; nucleolus; 90S preribosome. Gene Ontology annotation, molecular function: U3 snoRNA binding; protein binding. NCBI's taxonomy places the organism in Eukaryota, Apicomplexa, Aconoidasida, Piroplasmida, Babesiidae. The record is from RefSeq and is a predicted model, not a curated record. Gene Ontology annotation, biological process: endonucleolytic cleavage to generate mature 5'-end of SSU-rRNA from (SSU-rRNA, 5.8S rRNA, LSU-rRNA); endonucleolytic cleavage in 5'-ETS of tricistronic rRNA transcript (SSU-rRNA, 5.8S rRNA, LSU-rRNA). The coding region runs from base 1 to 2895 and encodes 964 amino acids. The transcript has 6 exons.
AUGGCUUACAAUGUGUCGUCACUCGUGACCGCGCUGUCGGAGAGUCGCAGGUUUACCAGUUUCGCAAGCGACAGCUUCCGGCUUCUCCCGUCGCGCCAACUCAUUGUAUCGCAACAUGGCGAUACUCUGUUUGCGUUGCCUCGCCCGAGAAGCGACAAGACAGAGGACCUUCUGCUAAGUGAGGACUUCGUACAGGGUGAAGGUAGAGAAGUGGCCCAGGACUACUUCCAGCGGCUGGCAGUAGAUGACCGCUCCGCGGUGUGUCUGCUAGAUGCAAACGAGGAGAAUCUCUAUAACGAAACAACGCGUUCGUCGAAAUGCGUUUACUCGGCCGGCGGAUUGGCGGCGUAUGCCGUCAACCAUGCAGAGGACACGCUUGCUGUAGCGCUCUGCAGCGGGAUACUGGCACUUUACGAUAUCGUACAUGACGACCAACACCCGAAACGUGACGCAAAUCUGCUUCGACUCGUCGGAUGCUUACAUCGCCUGCGGCAGCGUGGACGGAGCGAUUGCCGUUUUCCACGAAGGCUCGCCCUAUUCCUGAAACACAAGGCACCUAUUGCGACGUUCCAGGAUCACCUGAGCGAGGUGAACGACAUUGCAUUCCUUGUCGCGGAGGAUGAGGCCCAAUCUGGGUUUGUGUCGUGCGCAAGGGACUCCUACGUGUGCUUCUGGAGCUUGGACUUGAAGAAAAAGGAUGUUAAGAAUGCGGUGGCUUCCCACAACCUGUUGGUAAAAAAGCCGUUCAAGCGGUUGAUGCAAUUCGAAAGUGUCAUUGGGAUAUCCAUUGUCACGCAGGGUCUGAAGAAUCGGGGAACAGCGCCUUGGGCAGUUUUAGUUGCCACGGAGUCCGGACUGCUUAGACUCAUAGACCCGAUUACAGAGAAGGUCCUUCUAAAAAGAACCGCUGUAUACGGCCAAGGUGACGAAUUGAGAUCGGCGACACUCUGCAAAGCGACCAAUGACAUAGUUGUGCUUGGAUCAGCAGGUAGCCUGGGGUUUUACUCCGUCAACCUGGAGCUCAAGCACCAGUUGCUGGGAAACGUAGAUGGCGCCUUCCAGUUCCAUCUCUUCCAAGGGCCGCUUGCCGUUGACGUCCGUGGGCUGAGACGGCUUCUGGCAGAUGGCACCAUGCAUAGUGAUGGGCCGGCAGUUGGCAACGAUGCCACUGUGCCGGAAGUUACUAAAAAGUCAAGCAAAAAGAAAGCGUCGAAUUCCGCUGAUAAGCACACGGGCAAGCGUUCUCGUAACGUCAAGGAUGCGAUGGAUGUAGACUCUCCCACAGAGCAUGGUGAGCCUAAAAGUGAGGUGUGCUCAGCGGAGGGAAACGUUAGCGCAGGGACUAGAGCUGGGGCUCAGGAACUGCAUUCGUCGCAACAGGAUUGGUUGCAUUCGCUCGAAUGGCUGAACAAUCAGGUGGCUAAGGGAGUGCCGGUGAUAUUCAUACUGUGCGGUGACGACGCUAUUCGGCUGCUAGCACUCGAUGGAUGGGGAAGCUGCGUAACCCUCGGGUUGGCCAACGAAACCCACCGGCACAUGGACACGGUGCUGUCGAUAGCGUACUCCCAGACUGGGAACAUAUUGGCAUCCGGCGGCAAGGAUGAGCGCAUCAUCAUAUGGGACUUGAGGACGCUUACUGCCGUGAUCACGAUUCGCCUCGACGGUUUGAACGUCGCAUGUAUCGCAAUGCCCAGCGGAAUUAGCACGGACACAACUAAUUUCAGGCUAAUAGCCACAGGGAACAACGUAAUGAAGUCAUUUGAUGUGCCGACAUCCUGGGCUCUCUCAACUCCAGAUGCGUCAACAAUCCUUUCGGCGUCCAACCGGCAGCCUCUAAACAUCGCCAACGCGACUGCCACCGCCGUGAAACACAAAAAGCCAAUAAAUGCAGUUGCAUUCUCACACAACAGGAAGGUGAUCGCUUCCGCCGGCAGUGACAAGAUAGUGGUCAUAUAUGCGGCAGAGAACCUGAUUGUCAAGGGUGAAUGCGUGGGACACCGUCGAUCGGUGCUCUCGGUGGCAUUUACCGCCAUCAACAAAACCGUCGUCAGCGCGUCCAUCGAUUUGACCAUUAAGAUAUGGAACCUCAACGACUUCAGCUGCAUCAAGACGCUACAGGGCCACACCAAAGCUGUAAUGCGUGUCGUUGUGAUGCCCAACGACCUGCAACUGCUCUCUGUUGGCAUGGACGGUCUGGUGAAAGUGUGGAACAUCAAAACAUCGGACUGCAUAUUCACGGCAGACAACCACUCAGACAAGGUGUGGAACGUCGAGGUUGCGGGCUCUAACCUGAUGACCAUAUCGGGCAACGGCGUGCUAAUCUGGUGGCGCGACGUGUCAGCCGAGGUGGAGGCCAAAAAGUUGAUGGACGAGCGUGAAGAGGAGCUCAAGAGAACCCAGGUGGAGUCACUAGCGGCGGACGGCAAGUACAGCGAAGCUCUGUGCCUCGCCAUGGAGUUGCGCAAGCCCGCAAUGGCCAGCAAAAUACUGCAACGCCGCGCCUCCAACCAGCUCUUCCGCGUUGAGAAAGAGACAAACCAAGACGAUCUCUUCAAGUCGUGGGUGGCCCAGAUCAAGAAGGUGGAGGACAGGAAGAAAAUGCUGACCAUCGCAUUCGACUUCGUUCAGCUGUGGGUGUCAAAGGGUUCCACCAGCUGGAUGGCAAACUGUCUGCUGGCCGAACUCAUCGACCAGUUUACUCCAACUGAACUGUUUGUGGUAGAGGGUAUGGCGCAGCGUGUUGACAGCAUCCUGUCGCACCAGUCGUCCCACCUCACGCGCUUCCUCAACCUCUCGGAAAAGUCGCACCUGCUUGACAUUUUGCUCGGGUACAACAAAGCACCUGCAUCCGACACAAACGCGGCCAUGAUCUCCCACGACAUCUUGUACAAGUGA